AUGAAAACCAAUCUAAUCUCCUCGUUUGCUUUCCGACCGCAUGUAAGGUUCGGCUUUCUUGACUUCGGAUAUAGCUUAAAGUCGAUUCUUGACGUCACUUCGCAAUAUCAUUUCAUUCCCAUUAAACUGGCGUAUGGACUUUGCGAUCCUUUAUUAAUAGUUUAUCCGGAUCCCAGUUUUAGUUUGGCUCAAGCUGCAGGUGAAAAGAAAAAAGUCGUAUUCCCUACGUAUGAAGAUGUUCCGAAACUACUGUUGACGUUUAAGCAGAUUAUGAAUACGUAUAGGAAGGGAAGUUUGGGACAGAGACAGAGACAGAGAGUGUACGGGCGAAAUGGGAAUGAAUCACAUUCUACGUAA
Saccharomyces cerevisiae S288C is the source of this 357-nucleotide messenger RNA. RefSeq lists its product as uncharacterized. The record is from RefSeq and is marked reviewed. The transcript has a single exon. The coding region runs from base 1 to 357 and encodes 118 amino acids. Lineage: Eukaryota; Fungi; Ascomycota; Saccharomycetes; Saccharomycetales; Saccharomycetaceae.